AUGUCGAAUACGGCCCUCUUAUUUGGCCGCUCUGCCACUUAUAUAUCGGUCGUUUUGAAGCUUAAUUUGAGAUAUCUAGCGGUUCGUUAUAACCAUAUCCUUGAUUGGCACCCUACCUUGACGUAUGAGCGCAUGGCCACCUACGCCAGUAGCCUAGAAAAGGUCUCUAAGGGUGCCAUACGGAUUUGGGGCUUUAUUGAUGGCACUUUUCGUGAGAUAUGCCGACCAAUCAGGGAUCAGAAAAUAUUCUAUAAUGGCUAUGAGGGUGCACAUGGCAUCAAAUAUCAAGGGACUGUGGCGCCUGACGGCCUUAUCCUUUCUCUUCAUGGGCCUUUCCCCGGCUCCACGCACGAUAUUACCAUGUAUCAGUCCUGCGGGCUUCCCGAGAAGCUUCGUGAAAUAAUGAAACAACGAGAACAGCUAUUUUUAUAUGGGGAUAUUGCCUACACCAGUUCUUUCCGAAUUAUUACUCCAUACAAGGUCACGAGACCUCUUACGCGCAAGGAGAAGCGGCUCAUUAAGGUGCUGUCAAGUGACCGGAUAGGAAUUGAGAAUGCCUUUGGUAAGGUGGUCACCCAGUUCGCUACGACUCAAUUUAAGCCCGAUCAACCCGUCAACAAGCCCUCAUGCUUUUCCAAGGAUACCUGA
Talaromyces stipitatus ATCC 10500 is the source of this 648-nucleotide messenger RNA. RefSeq lists its product as uncharacterized. Lineage: Eukaryota; Fungi; Ascomycota; Eurotiomycetes; Eurotiales; Trichocomaceae. The coding region runs from base 1 to 648 and encodes 215 amino acids. The transcript is spliced from 3 exons. The record is from RefSeq and is a predicted model, not a curated record.